This is a messenger RNA of Saprolegnia diclina VS20, 3015 nucleotides long. RefSeq lists its product as hypothetical. The coding region runs from base 1 to 3015 and encodes 1004 amino acids. Lineage: Eukaryota; Oomycota; Saprolegniomycetes; Saprolegniales; Saprolegniaceae. The transcript is spliced from 17 exons. Gene Ontology annotation, molecular function: protein binding. The record is from RefSeq and is a predicted model, not a curated record.
AUGGGCCAUUUUGGCAUGUUCAAAGCAAGCAAGUACCGCAACCUCCUUGGGGCGACGGCCCCGCGCGCCGAGUGGUACGAGGAGCUGCAGCUGGACGCAGGCCGCCUCGACCUGUACCCGCUGACGGCGUCGACGUCGACGCUCGCGUUCGCGUCCCAGUACAACGCCGGCGCGGUCAUCGAGGUCAAGGAACUGGGCCAUGUCGGCAAGGCCAACGCGCAGUCGGCGCCGGUGCGGCUCCUGCGCGGCCACACGCAACGCGUCAACGCUAUCGCCUUCUCGCCCUUCCAGACGUCUCUCUUGGCCUCUGGCGGCGACGAAGGUCUCCUCAAGCUCUGGCAUCUCGCCGACGAUACCUGCGCAUGGACCAGCGAGAGCUUCAAUGAGAAGAUCCUCUCGGUAGCCUUUCACCCGUCGGCAAACGACGUUCUUCACGUCGCCACGUCGACGGGGCUGCACCUCGUGUACCUCGACACGUCGACAUCGACGGCCAUCGGCGUCCAUCCCAAUACCAUCACGGGGGCAACAUGGAACGACGACGGGAGUCUCGUGCUGUCCGUCUGCCAGGACAAUGUCGUACGUGGCUGGGAUCCUCGGACGGCGACCGAAGCGCUCUCUGCGCCGAUGCAUCAAGGCCGCAAGGCCGCCAGCAUUGCGUUUGCCUAUGACAUGUACUGCGUCACGGCCGGGUUUAGCAAGCUCCAGGAACGUGAGCUUUUCCUGUGGGACUUGCGGUCGAUGACGAGACCGAUGGGGCGCGAGCGCGUCGACACGAGCACCGGUGUCUUGCUGCCGCUGGUGGACCCCGAUACGAAGCUGCUCUUCCUCGGCGGCCGAGGCGACCGCAGUGUCAAGGCGUACGAGAUCCAGCAAAAGGCCCCGAUCUUUGCGCCGCUGCAGACGACCGCGGUCGCCACCUCGACGUGGGGCCUCACGCGGCUGCCCAAGCAAGCGUGCGACACGCGUGAGUGCGAAGUCGCUCGGGUGCUCAGCGUCGGCGCCGGUACGAUCGAACCGAUCUCGUACACAGUGCCACGCAAGGAAGCUGCCGCUGUGUUUCAGGCCGACCUGUACCCAAACACGCGCGGGGCAACACCAGCGCUCUUGGCACCGCAGUGGCGCGACGGCGCAUCGGCACCGCCAGUCUUGGAGCCCGUGCGGCCGACAUCGGCGUCACUCGUGUCGAGACCAACGACGGCGACGACGACGAAUAGCGCUGUAUCCGGCUGGAGCACGGGCAACUGGGUACCACCGGCUGCAGCCAGCUCCGCACCGGCACUGACAGCGUCGGUAUCGACAGCUCCGUCGGGCUGGGACACGAUGCCCACGCGUCAACUUCAGCCAGGCACCUCGACGCGCACCGAGGAGCUGCCACGCGCGGUGGUGCCAUCAGCACCUGCUGCGCUACCGCCGGCUACCGAGACGACACCGGCAGUGACGACCAAGGUACCCGUUGCACCGACACCGACACCAGUCGCAGGGCCGACGCAGUGGGCACCGCCCGUGACGGCAUCGGCGCCCGCACCACCACCGGCUGCGUCGGCAUGGAAGUCGGCGAGCGGGUGGGGCGCGGUGCCCGACACGGUGAUUUUGUCAACGCCGGCGCCGCCACCGUCGACGACGACCGAGCUCUCGGAGAAAGCCAAGCGUCUCGGCGCACUCCAAGGCCACAAGCUCAAGUACUUGACGGGGCGUCCGGACGCGCGGUCCGAGUCGUUUUUGAAUGUUGCUGGCGACGGCAACGCGCUUGCGACCAACGGGGUCGUGUGGGCAGCGUCGGCGCCCGGCACGGGCGGUCCCAUCCACGUCCAUCCCUUGGACCAAAAGGGCAAGGUGACGGCGCCCCGCGUGCUGCAGCAGCACAAGGCGUCCGUGACCGACCUCGCGUUUGCUCCGUUCGCAUCAAAUGUCCUCGCGUCGGCGUCGGACGAUGUCACGAUCAAUCUAUGGGAUACGACCAGCGAUGCGUGCGUGGCGACACUCUUGGGCCAUACCAAGGGCGUGCGCUGCUUGAGCUUUCACCCGACAGCGGCAAAUGUGCUGGCGUCCGGCGCACUCGACGCAACCGUCCGGCUCUGGGACGUGGAAACGGGUGUUACCCGCCAAAUCAUCGACAAAUUUGACGAAUCGCCCUUUAAUGUGUCGUUCAAUGCGGAUGGGUCCCUCUUUGCGACGAUCACGCGCGACAAGGUUCUCCGCGUCAUCGACCCGCGGCUCAACCAAACCGUCGGCAUGGCCUGUGCCCAUGCGGGUAGCAAGGCCCAGCGCGUGACGUGGUGCACGCAGCAAGCGUCGUCGCUGCUGUUUACGGUCGGGUUUAGCGCGCGGAGUGAGCGCCAGAUUUGUCUCUACGACGCACGCAACCUCUUGGAUCCGGUUGUGACCACCACCAUUGAUACGUCGGGGAGUGCGCUGUUGCCGCUGUACGAUAGCAGCUCGAACGUCAUGUACCUUGUCGGGCGUGGCGACCGCACGGUCUUGUGCUACGAGAUAGACACGGUGCAACCCGCGCUCUUGCCGUGCUCGAUCUACUCGUUCAACGGACCAACGAUUUCAGCGGCGGCCUUCUUGCCCAAGCAGCACUGCAACAUCGAGGACGUCGAAGUGUCUCGGAUGCUCUUGCUGACGUCGGGCGCGACGAUCGAACCUGCUGCGUUCGUCUUGCCCCGCGCCGAGAAGCUCAAGACGUAUUUUCAAGACGACGUGUACGGCCCCGUGCCAUCCAACGACGCCAGUGUCUCGGCCGCCGACUGGUUCCUCGGUGCUUCUGCGCCGCCCAACUACACGUCGUUGCAGCCGCCGGGUAUGCUCAAGCUCAGCGAGAAGCCGCCCGAGGCCGCCGUCGUACCCAAAGUGGUCAGCUUCCAGGCACAGAAAGAGCGCGAGCUGCAGGAGAAGAGAGACCGGGACGCUCGAUUCGAACGCCUCCACUCGCUCGCGUACCAGCCGUCGCUGCAUGCAAACGCGACGCAGACGGCGACCGACGUCGACAGCGACGACGGCUGGGACGACUAG